Grammomys surdaster is the source of this 1772-nucleotide messenger RNA. Its product is annotated as acylcarnitine hydrolase-like. The record is from RefSeq and is a predicted model, not a curated record. The transcript has 13 exons. Gene Ontology annotation, cellular component: intracellular membrane-bounded organelle. Gene Ontology annotation, molecular function: carboxylic ester hydrolase activity. NCBI's taxonomy places the organism in Eukaryota, Metazoa, Chordata, Mammalia, Rodentia, Muridae. Bases 63 to 1772 code for a protein of 569 amino acids.
CUGCUUCCUGUUUGUGAAACGUGGUCCUCCUAGCAGCACAGACUCAGGCCUGAGAGCCAACCAUGCCACGGAACCAACUGCAUAGCUGGCUGAAUGCUGUGUUCUUUGGGCACCUGCUUCUCGUCCAUGCGCAGGGUCAGGACUCACCAGAGGCCAGCCCCAUCAGAAACACCCACACUGGCCAGGUCCAAGGCAGGCUUGUCCACGUGAAGGACACUAAUGCUAGUGUCCACACCUUCCUGGGAAUUCCCUUUGCCAAGCCUCCUGUAGGACCACUGCGCUUUGCACCUCCUGAAGACCCUGAGCCAUGGAGUGGUGUGAGAGGUGGGACCUUACAGCCGGCCAUGUGUCUGCAAAAUCUUGAGCUACUGUACCCAGAGGGCCUGAAGAAGAUGAAACUGAACCUGUUUCCCUUCUCUAUGUCUGAGGACUGCCUGUAUCUCAACGUAUACACACCAGCCCAUGCCCAGGAGGGCUCUAACCUACCAGUGAUGGUGUGGAUCCACGGUGGUGGACUGGUUGCAGGAAUGGCUUCCAUGUAUGAUGGGUCCACACUGGCAGCUACUGAAGAUGUGGUGGUAGUCAUUAUCCAGUAUCGUCUUGGUGUCUUGGGCUUCUUCAGCACUGGAGACCAGCAUGCAAGAGGCAACUGGGGAUACCUGGACCAAGUAGCUGCCCUAUGCUGGGUCCAGCAGAACAUUGCCCACUUUGGUGGCAACCCUAACCGUGUCACUAUUUUUGGCGAGUCUUCAGGUGGCACAAGUGUGUCUUCACAUGUUGUGUCCCCCAUGUCCCAAGGGCUCUUCCAUGGAGCCAUCAUGGAGAGUGGAGUAGCGCUGCUGCCUUUCCUUAUCUCCAACACCUCUGAGACAGUCUAUACUACCGUGGCCAAGCUUUCUGGAUGUGAGGCCAUGGACUCAGAGGCUCUUGUGCGCUGUCUGAGAGGCAAGAGUGAAGCACAGAUUCUGACUUUUAACAAGGUCUUCUUCCUGAUCCCUGCUGUGGUGGAUGGAGAGUUCCUACCCAGGCAUCCCAAAGAGUUGUUGGCAUCUGAGGAUUUUCACCCUGUCCCCAGCAUCAUUGGUGUCAACAAUGAUGAGUUUGGUUGGACAAUCCCCAGGGUCAUGGGCUCUGCUCAGACAAUAAAGGAAAUAACCAGAGAGAACCUGCAGGCUGUUCUGAAGAAUACAACAGCAGAACUAAAGCUGCCUCCUGAGUGUAGCGACCUGCUAAUGGAAGAGUACAUGGGGAACACUGAAGAUGCCCAGACCCUCCAAAUACAGUACACAGAGAUGAUGGCAGACUUUGUGUUCGUGAUCCCUGCACUCCAAGUAGCACAUUUUCAGACUUCCCAUUCCCCUGUCUACUUCUAUGAAUUCCAACAUCAGUCCAGCUUCCUCAAGGAUAUCAGACCACCCCACGUUAAGGCCGACCAUGCUGAUGAGGUUCCUUUUGUCUUUGGGUGCUUGCUCUUUGGGAUGAAAUCUAACUUCACUGAGGAGGAGAAGCUGCUGAGCAGGAGGAUGAUGAAUUACUGGGCCAACUUUGCAAGAUAUGGGAACCCCAACAGCGAGGGUCUACCCCACUGGCCUAUGUUGGACCAAGAUGAACAGUACCUGCAGCUGAACACCCAGCCUGCUGUGGGCCGAGCCCUGAAGGCCAGAAGGCUGCAGUUCUGGACCAAGACUCUGCCCCAGAAGAUCCAGGAGCUAAACGGGGCUCAGGGAAACCGUGCUGUAGUGUUCGACCAGCAGUAUUUGGAUUCACCAUAG